AUGCACGCCCCCCUCAUCAGCACCCUCCUCCUCGCUCUCGCCGCCUCCGUCUCCUCCCUCUCCCUCGGCGACCUGGAGUCCAUCCCGUCCGACACCGUGACCCCCGGCUGCCUCUCCGCCUACAACCAGGAAAUCACCGCCUGCCCCGCCGCCGCCGACUUCAAGGCCAAGAAGACCUGCUCCGACGAGUGCAUCUCCGCCCUGAACACAUUCUCAGAUGACACAAUCCUCGUGUGCCGCCAGGCCUUCGUCUCACCCGACAGCCUUCUCCGCCGCCUCCUCGACGGCGGCCUCGUCAAGGUACUCUGCCCUGCCGCUUCCUCCUCCUCUUCCACGGCCGCACCGACGACAACUUCAGCUCCAGCACCAUCAAAGUCCUCUUCAGCUUCCCACUCAACCCCAGCUUCAACCUCCGCCGAAGCCGAAACCCAACCAACCUCAACCCAAUCACCUGCAAAGACCAAGACCGAAAGCGCAGUCUCAACCGUCACGCCCACGACCGUCGCCUUCUCCGGCUUCAUGACCAUCACGGCCUCCUCCGCCGCCUCGACCGCCAGCAUCCCGGCCGAGCUCACGCUCGACGACAGCGCUGAGCCAACUGUUUCUAGUGCCUAUGGCGGAUAUGCCGCGUAUGCUGUUGUCUCGGGGAGUGGUGUUGUGUCGGCGGAGGCGGUGCAGUCGUCUGCUGCCGCUGCGGGGAAUGGGUCGCCAUUUGAGUCGAGCUCUGAUUCGACGGCGCAAACGGGGGCUGCGGCCGGGGGUGUAAAGGCCGGGUGGGGGGCUGUUGUGUUGGCUGUUGUGGCUUUGGGUGCGGGUUUGGUGUAA
This is a messenger RNA of Morchella sextelata, 825 nucleotides long. RefSeq lists its product as uncharacterized. The coding region runs from base 1 to 825 and encodes 274 amino acids. The transcript has a single exon. The record is from RefSeq and is a predicted model, not a curated record. NCBI's taxonomy places the organism in Eukaryota, Fungi, Ascomycota, Pezizomycetes, Pezizales, Morchellaceae.